AUGCAGCCAGAUCCGUCAAGACAGCUUCAAGGCCUCGUUUACACCUUUUCCGCCAAUCCUUCGAUCGACAAUGAUGCUCAGACCAAAGACUCGGAAAAGCCUCGCAAGAAGAGGCAUCGGGGUGCCAAUGGAAAGCGGUUUCGUUGUAGCAACCAGGACUGUGGCAAGACCUACUCCCGUGCGGAGCAUCUACAAAGACAUCAGUUGAACCGUAAGCUGUUCCUCUCACAGCUCCUGCUCUUUGUAAAUGAUCCCAAAGAGAUCUUCUAUUGCGGGACUUCGGGUUGCAACCUCUCAUUUGUGCGCAAGGACUUGUGUGACAGGCAUCGAAAAAGACACGGCCAGCAAUUUUCCGAUGGCCCGACCUCCUCUACAGCCAUAACCCUGUUCUCCGGUUCCGAGGAUAUCAACCACAGCCAGGAUGAAGGUGAUACCGAGUCCGAUAGCGAGUCUGAAGAGGAGCAUUUAUCGCCUCCCAGCCAGUCCACUUUCUCUCAAGCACCUUUGAUUCGAGAUUCGUGCAAAAAGAGACCAUCCAUACAUGAACAUGACGAUUCACGAUAUCAAGACUUGCGCGACCGCCUCCCCAUUUCUCCCAAGACAACAAACGAAUCGGCCUCACAAAAUCGCGAUGUUUCGAAAUCCCAGCAACCAUCUCGACAGCCUGACAACACAUUCUCCACAGACGUCUCACCCAGUAACGACGACCUCCAGAGGGCUGUUGCUGAUGCGAAUGAUUACCUUGCCCAACAAGGCCCGCAGGUUGUCUUUACUCCGUUGACUCGCUUCCAAAGUAACAUAUCUGUCGACUCGCUAAAUCCCACCACUUCGACAUCGUACCAUGUACAUGGCGAAUUUCCAUCGACCUUUCAUCGACAACAUUCAGUCUCCAGUACAUCCUUUCAACAGCCUAGCCACCUCUAUGCCCCGGCCCAGGACGCAGCUACCCCACACCCCGACUUGUUUGAUUCCAACUCACCUGCAGCUCUACGACACAACGGGACUUUUGGUAACUAUGGCCAUAAUAAUGACGUUACGACGACUACUUCGCGGGGAGAAGAUCACAACUUCGGCAUCUCGCCGUCGGCUGGAACCGAUGAGUUUACGACGUGGCUUUUUGACCAGAAUUCUGCUGUCUAUAAUGGCACCGCGAAUGUUGAUGCGUCGUUCACGAAUGUCUAUCAGCCCAAUGUUUUUGGCCAGGUCUACUCAAAUUACCUUCCCACAUCUGACCUUGAACUCCCAUUUGGAAGUGCCCUGACACAAACAUUGCCAUCGAAUCCCACAGCUGAGGCCGUCACCGGUCUAGAAACACCCUUCAUGUCUACUUGGAAGAGACAGCAUCUCUUGGAGAUCAUGCGGCAAAGAUUUACCGGAAAUGGAGGGCCAACCUUACACGACCGCCAGAUCAAACAACAAAUUUUCGGGGGCAACGUUGACGAGGAUGAUCAUACACUUAGUCUAUCUUCUUUGAAUCGCUAUCUCGAGAGCUACUGGAAAAACUUUCAUGACCAGUUUCCCAUCCUCCACAAACCGUCAUUUCUUCCGGACUUUGUCCAUGACUAUCUCGUGCUUGCCGUCAUAGUCAUGGGAUCAUCUCUCCUGGCCCAGUCAGAACAUGGUCCCGGAUUCACUGAGCGAGCCGCACAACUGGCCAAUUUUAUCGCCUGGAACCUUCGUUGGCAAGUGUUCACCGAUCCGGACUCGUGCCCGCCCGCAAAGCUAUGGGUUUUGCAAACGCUAGCAAUCUUGGAAGUGUAUGAGAAGACCAACUCGACCAGAUCCCUCCAUGAACGGGCUCAUGUGCAUUUCGCCGCUACGUUGACGCUGAUGAGGCGAGGAAGUGCCUUGGUCGGUGACCCUGCCGCCCCCGCACCGCAAAUGGCAGACAUAGUCGCGACGAAUCGUGAAGAAACCCACCAGGGAGAAGAGUCGCCCCCAUUACCAGAAAAAUGGUGGAGUCAAUGGAUCGCACAAGAAGCCACACGGCGAGCAUCGCUCGGCGCCUUCUUGUUGGACUCAAUGCACGCCGUCAUGUUUGGUCACGCCGCGACCAUGGUCAUUCAUGAGAUCCAUCUUCCGCUACCCUGCGAUGACACACUUUGGUCGGCACCGACCUCCUCCGAAGUAGGACGCAUUGAGUUCAGUCUAUAUACAAACGGCAUCAAACCUGUCUCGUUUUUGACCGGGUUGAAACGUACAUUGAGCUGCCGAAGAGUCCGUACCAAUCCAUUCGGACGCAUCAUCCUCAUGGCAGGGCUGUUGUCUGUCUCGUGGCACAUGCACCAACGAGAUCUGUACGGGAAGAGUCUGGACAAGGACAAUAUGGGAGUUCCAGACGGGUGGAAGGCGCAGAUAGUGAAGGCACUGGAGUGGUGGAAAAGGGACUACGAUGAGAGUCUGGCGUACAUGCGACGGUCCGGCAUCGAUGUUCACAAAACCGGGUUCACCCAAGAACAUAUUCAGACGUCUGAGUCGCUCGCUUCUGUACUCUAUCAUCUAGGCCACAUUGGCGUGCAGGUGGACAUGCCGGAUUUGUGCAUCCUGGCUGGCGCAAAGACUCUGCUGGGCCGCGUCAUCACCAUGUCGGAUCGUGAGAGAGUGCACAUCAAGAUGAAGGCAUGGGCAUCCUCGGCUGCCGCGAGACACGCGGUCUACUACAGUGUCCGCUUCAUCUGCUCGGUGCUCAUGCCGUUAGAGCGGAUGGGCCACAAGAAUAUGGUAACGCAGCCCUCAGACGCAGAAAGCACUUCGAUCUAUUUGUACAGCGCGUCGGCCGACUUCCUCCUCCCUCGUCCAUGGGUGCUGUACUUUUCUGCUCUGGUCGUCUGGGCCUACGGCUUCCUGCUCGACGGGCCUCUCAAGCCCUUUCCCGAGCAACUGAAAUACCCCGCAGCGAGCAUGCCGACUCCACUGGUCGAUGGCGUUGGCGGUAUUGCUCCGUCUCUGCAGAUGGAGCCACUCCGGGAAAGAGAACAAGAUGCCAAACAAUAUCUCCGAUUAAUGAGUCGGUUCGAGACGGCAACGGGCCUCGAGACGGUCACCACGGGACGAAACAAGGUGAUUGGGGUCCUCAGUGUGGUGUCCAAGGUUCUUGAAGGCUCGCGAUGGGAACUUCUCGAAGAAGGGUGUGACAGAUUAAGAGGGGCGGCUGAAGCCUUGAGACCGGUGGGCUCUAGUUGA
Exophiala mesophila is the source of this 3183-nucleotide messenger RNA. RefSeq lists its product as uncharacterized. The coding region runs from base 1 to 3183 and encodes 1060 amino acids. The record is from RefSeq and is a predicted model, not a curated record. Lineage: Eukaryota; Fungi; Ascomycota; Eurotiomycetes; Chaetothyriales; Herpotrichiellaceae. Gene Ontology annotation, biological process: DNA-templated transcription; regulation of transcription by RNA polymerase II. Gene Ontology annotation, cellular component: chromatin. The transcript has 2 exons. Gene Ontology annotation, molecular function: RNA polymerase II cis-regulatory region sequence-specific DNA binding; DNA-binding transcription factor activity, RNA polymerase II-specific; zinc ion binding.